AUGACCUUAGAUGUUCGGAUACUAAGGGGAAAAGGCUUCUGCAAACUUGUGGGAUUUAUUGCAGACAGGCUUGCCCCCACGUCCACCAAGAAAAUAUUCUCGGGGGUCAGGAAAUUCUUUUACAAUGGCAAGAAGUUCACCCUUGGACCAACAUUAAAUAAUCUCAUUUCUCAUCAGGAAAUUUUGAGUACCAUUCAGAAAUUUAUCAGUGAGGACCAACUGCCACAUCUGCUUCUCUAUGGUCCUCCUGGGACAGGGAAGACAUCCACCAACCUAGCUUGUGCUAAACAGCUCUACAAAGAUAAAGAAUUCUGUUCCAUAGUCUUGGAGCUGAAUACUUCAGACGAUCGAGGAAUAGACAUCACUAGGAGACCAAUCCCGAGCUUUGCUAGCACAAGGACAAUAUUUAAGAAAGGCUUUAAACUAGUGAUAUUGGAUGAAGAUGAUGCCAUGACUCAAGACACCCAGAAUGCCCUGAGGAGAUUGAUUGAGAAAUUUACUGAAAAUACCAGAUUUUGCCUCAUCUGUAACUAUCUGUUGGAGAUCAUUCCUGCCUUGUGGUCACUGUGUAUGAGGUUCCAAUUUGGUCCACUGACUCCUGAACUGAUGGUCCCAUAUUUGGAACAUGUCAUGGAAGAAGAGAAAGCUGAUAUAAGUGAAGAUGAGAUGAAAGCACUUGUAACUCUUUCCAGUGGAGAUAUGAGAAAGGCUCUGAACAUUUUACAGAGCACCAAUACUGCCUUUCGGAAGGCGACAGGGAGGACUGUCUACACCUGCACGGGGCGCCUGCUCAGGUCAGACAUCACCAACAUCCUAGACUGGAUAUUGAAUCAAAACUUCACCACAGCCCAUAGAAAUAUUCUGGAGUUGUAAAUGCUGAAAGGGUUGGCAUUGCACUUGUUGGUGCACAGAGUCGACUUUCCAUCUUCAGUUAGAAUACAUUUGUUGCCCAAAAUGGCAGACAUUGAGUACAGAUUUUCUCUUGGCAUCAUUGAGAAGAUUCAUCUGAGUUCCCUCAUUGCCGCUUUUAUAGUCAGCAGAGACCUGAUCAUUGCACAGGCCUAG
This is a messenger RNA of Loxodonta africana (African savanna elephant), 1065 nucleotides long. RefSeq names its product replication factor C subunit 5-like. The transcript is spliced from 3 exons. Gene Ontology annotation, biological process: DNA repair; DNA-templated DNA replication. Lineage: Eukaryota; Metazoa; Chordata; Mammalia; Proboscidea; Elephantidae. Gene Ontology annotation, cellular component: DNA replication factor C complex; nucleus. Gene Ontology annotation, molecular function: ATP binding; DNA binding; ATP hydrolysis activity. The record is from RefSeq and is a predicted model, not a curated record.